Caenorhabditis remanei is the source of this 1983-nucleotide messenger RNA. RefSeq lists its product as uncharacterized. Lineage: Eukaryota; Metazoa; Nematoda; Chromadorea; Rhabditida; Rhabditidae. The transcript is spliced from 11 exons. The record is from RefSeq and is a predicted model, not a curated record. Gene Ontology annotation, cellular component: intracellular membrane-bounded organelle; cytosol. Gene Ontology annotation, molecular function: guanyl-nucleotide exchange factor activity; phosphatidylinositol phosphate binding. Bases 1 to 1983 code for a protein of 660 amino acids. Gene Ontology annotation, biological process: endocytosis; endocytic recycling.
AUGACCUAUGGACGAUACAGAGACGAUGUUGCAACACUUUAUGACGUUUUCUGCGAACUUGGAGCACCGAAACCGGGUGAAAAACUAGCAACACUUCAUUUCAAAUAUCCAGACGAUUUUCACGAUCCAGGAAUUGUCAAGAGCAUCCAACAAUUUGCAUUUCCAUGUCAACUCAAAGAAGUUGAGCUCGACGCCGUCCAACUGUUCAGUUUCGUGCUGACUGAUUCAAAUUCAAAGUUCUCCUUCGGAUUUUGUCGUUACACACCAAGGACCGACACGUGCAUUUGCUUCUUGAGCGGAUUCUUCUGGCCGAAUGUGUUCUUCAAGGCACUCAACGAUAUCUCUCUGGUCAUUCAAGCAGCUCAGAAGGAAGACGUCGAGUCUGUGCUCACUAAAUUCUACCACACGGACAUUCCAAACAUUGAUGAGUAUCUUCGGUUCGCGGAUCACAAUCCAAAACAUAAUUAUCGGAUUGUAUUUGCUGAGAAGAUUCCGGAUCCAACAAAACUUCCAACAUUGAGUGCCGACAAAUACUUUCUCGAGUUCUACAAUGCCAUCGAUCCUCGUCAAAUGCUCGCAAUCUUUGCUAGUCUUCUCAAAGAACGUCGGAUUCUUUUCACUGGACGGAAAGUGGGAACAUUGAGUUCAUGCCUCCAUGCGGUCUCAAUGCUACUCUACCCAAUGUGUUGGCAAUCCGUGUUCAUCACAAUUCUUCCGGAAUCGUUGGUGGAUAUGGUUAUGGCACCAAUGCCGUAUUUGAUUGGAGUUCCAAAGACUGUCUUAGAUACUGCGAAUUUGAACUUGAGAGACAUCGGUGAAGUGGUCAUUGUGGAUAUCGACGAGAAGACUUUGACAAGCCCAUUCGAUGAUGUUGCUGCAAUGCCAUCGGAAGUGGUAACCUUCUUGAAGACUCAGCUUCGUUCCCAAUCAGCGAUGGAUGACACCUUCGCCAAACACUUCUUGCGUGCAAUGGUCUUACUUUUCGGUGACUACACCAGCGGAUUUACAGGAGAUACACCGGAGACUCUGGUUUUCUCAAAAGAACGGUUCGUAUCUCAACAGAGACCGUCUUAUCAGGCUUAUAUUGACUCUUUGUUGGGUGCUGAUGGUGUUCAAUAUCUGGAGAGAUUCAUUCAUGAUCGCUUGGAGUUAUUCAAGGAAGGACACGUGCCAGGAGACCAAUUUGAGAUUGAAAUCGAGCGAAUGGAUCUGAAAAAUCGACCGGUCAAGGAGAACGCCAACGACGUGAUUGGAGCGCUGAAGACAUCUGGAAUUCAGAUUGCAAAUCGGCUCCAACGUCUGACUCCAAGAGAGAUUCGAAAAGCAGCAGCUAAGAAGAAGGCGCAGAGCAAUGGAACCGAACAAUCGCCAAUGUCAUUUGACAAUCUUCAGUGGGAAGCGAAAGGCGAGGAAGACGAGGAGGCAGCUAUCGAGACCUGCAGAGACAAUGUUCCAGUGGCUAAUUUGAUUGACUUUGAUGAGCCAUCUACUAGUGCUGGACUCACUUCAGUAGAUGAACAAUAUUUUCUCCGUCCCGCUGAGCUUUCAACAACCAGAACGUCCCCACCACAACAACUUGGGAAUGUGUUUGCCGAUCCGUUUGCCACGUCCCCAGAUGGACCGGCUCCCCCAUUGCCUUCACGACCUCCACCACCACUGCAUCCUCGAAUGAUUCCGGCUCCACCAGUUCAACCAUUUCCAUCAAGUGGCUCAUCGGCUCCCCAUCUGCUUCAACUACAGCAAAGCCAUCAAUGGCAAAUGUACCCGAUUGGAGUCGGCACAACAGCUGCUCCUCUUCAUCCUCCUGCCCCUGACUUCUACGCUCCCCCACCAUUGCCGCCACGCCGUCCUGCCUCCGUUGGCCCAUCGAUUUCUUCCACACCGGCUCCGUUGUCAGGGCAACCUAAUCCGACGGUUGCUUCUAACAUCGCUGCUCAACCGCCGGCUCCUCCUAUUCGCCACAAAUGGGAAACUUUCGAAUAA